This is a messenger RNA of Sphaeramia orbicularis (orbiculate cardinalfish), 722 nucleotides long. Its product is annotated as diamine acetyltransferase 2-like. The transcript has 6 exons. The coding region runs from base 76 to 609 and encodes 177 amino acids. Gene Ontology annotation, molecular function: N-acetyltransferase activity. NCBI's taxonomy places the organism in Eukaryota, Metazoa, Chordata, Actinopteri, Kurtiformes, Apogonidae. The record is from RefSeq and is a predicted model, not a curated record.
GAGCUGCACACGCAGCAGCCUGCAGGUGAACUCUGAAGUUUACUGUGGACUUAAAAGUGUGUUUUUACUGCAGAUAUGGAUUUUAAAAUACGCCCUGCAAGAAAAGAAGAUUGUAAGGAUGUAUCACGAAUGAUAAUGGAUCUGGCUGUUUUUGAAAACGUGGCGGACCAGGUUAAAAUAUCACAUGAAGAACUGGAACGUGAUGGGUUCUGCCAGAAUCCCCUCUUCGAAUGUCUCAUUGCAGAAGUACCAGAGGAGCAUAAAUCUAAAGAUGGCUUCACGGUUGUUGGGUACGCCCUUUACUUUUACACUUAUAGUACAUGGAAGGGACGAUCAGUGUAUCUGGAGGACCUGUAUGUGAUGCCAGAGUUCAGAGGAAAUGGUAUUGGAAAAGGUUUACUAAGUAAAGUUGCAGAGAUUGGGAAAGAGAAGCAGUGUGUGCGGCUGCAGCUGUCUGUGUUGGACUGGAAUACUGUAGCUCGAGAGUUUUAUGCAACUAGAGGGGCUCUGGACCUCACUGAGACUGAAGGCCGGCACUUACUACGUUUUGAGCAACUAAACAUGGACAAGUUAGCAAAGGGAGCUUCAAAAGAAAGGUCAUUUGACUAGUUAAAUAUACUUUAUACUGCUGUAAAAAUGUGUCGGUAUACAAAAAUGUUUCAGCAAAAAACACUUUGUAGGAUGAUGCCAAGAUAAGACACUGUACUUUGUUCCACUUUGUG